AUGACAAGCCUAGCCAACGGUAGGGGUGCUCCCGAAGCGCAUCGAAGCAAAUAUACUGAUAAAAUGCCAGGGAAAGACGAAUUACAAGAACGCCUCACCGAAGAAUUACAAAUCCUUCAUAUUAUACCACGACUUGCAGAAUCACAUCCCCCAGCAGUCGACACACCCCAGUAUCGAGACCAGAAGCUUCAACUCCUUGAUGACAUAGCUAUGGCAGUUUCGACGGGGGUGCCUGAGAAGACGGUGGCGAUCACAAUGGAAGAGCGGGGUAACGACUCGGAUUUCGUGCACUUCGUGCUGGCCGUCAAUGGACAGCCUACUUCGAGCGACGAAGCCGCUGUCGAGCGCUUCUUUGGAGCGCUUCGUGGUCCCGAAGAGCGGUUUGAGGAGCGUAUGAUGAAUGCCAUGAGGAGCUAUGCAAUUCCGCGGAUCGCGAAGUUGGCCAAACAAGUGGCCGACGCGUCCGAGGACUUCGUUCGAGGUGACUACCUGGGCCUUAUUGACGGGUACAGGUGGAGUAGGCACGAAAAGGAAUUGCCAGGAUUCAGACACAUGAAGGAACUACAUCCCGAGCUUCAAGUCGAAGGGGCCUCCGUACCCGACUGUCUCGUCACCAUGUUCAAAUACCUCGGCGAAGCCACUGGGAACUUCUGGCGUGCAGUGAAUGACGCGGCCAGUCCUACCCCUGCAUACGAUGUGGGGCGGCUGAACUGGAUGAUAGUCGUUGCGUACUACCUCGCUCAGGUUCCGAUUCUCACCCUCCUUCUCAACCACCGAGCUUGUCGAAGGCUCGUGUUCUUUCUGGGAUCUUUCCGAUACAGACUCGCAACGCUAGGAAGAUAUUGGGGCUGCCUCAGCCGCUUGAAGGCGCUUAUGACGCUCUCAAACAGGAAUAUAACAUACGAAUGGUGCCGCAAGGAUGCUGGAGGUGUCACCAACAAUCGUCUCGUUGCUAUUCGCCGAUCCCACUUGGAGGUCAUCACAACUGACCUUCCAGAAUGGAGAUUGGAAACCAGGACGGUGUUUCCAGAGUUCACUUUCGGGGGCGUACCUAGGAGGUACAAGCAAGCAAUCACGGUCUCGACUCAUCCCGCGAUCCGUCUGAUUCUUUCGGCGACGCAGGCUCAGCCGCAGCUCGUAGGCUGCAGUGAGGGGAUCUGCCUCGCAUCCGAGGCGUGGAUUAGAGAGUACAAUAAGGCGGAAAGCACGAACUGGGAAUUUGGUCCAUCCCUGAGAGACGCGGACCCGACGUUUGCUCUCACCCACCAAUAUGCGUUCGAGGGGAAUGUCUAUGAGAUGACAUACCUCGUUAAGGGUGGUCUGUUAGUCGCGUUUCUAUCCAGAGAUACAGACAAACCUGAGCUUUUUUUGAUACAAAUGUUCGGGACAGCACUUGGGCUCGAUGUCUGCCAGUGUAUGAGUUCACUCCAUCUGGAGGGAUUCUCCUCAUCUACAUACGACGAAGGAGUGCGACAACAGGUGCCGGCAAUCAAAGUACACAACAUUACACACCGCAUGUCAUCUGCACCGCUGGCGGCAGGCCAAAUAGAGCAGUCGCGCAGGGUGUCCGCGAAGAAUAACGCCUAUCCCUAUCCAGAGAGCGCCCAAGCGCCCGAACCGUCCGCGCGCGCUCGACGGGGCUGCCAGGCACGACCUUGGGAACCUGUCUGGCGCCUUUCUGACAGCAAGACUGCCGGAUCAAAACCCAGCUCGAAAGGUGUUUCGAGGUGUGACAGCAGCGGUGGAUCCGUGGCCGUCAUCAUGAUUGUUUAUCCGUUGUGA
This is a messenger RNA of Gloeophyllum trabeum ATCC 11539, 1782 nucleotides long. RefSeq lists its product as uncharacterized. NCBI's taxonomy places the organism in Eukaryota, Fungi, Basidiomycota, Agaricomycetes, Gloeophyllales, Gloeophyllaceae. The record is from RefSeq and is a predicted model, not a curated record. Bases 1 to 1782 code for a protein of 593 amino acids. The transcript is spliced from 4 exons.